AUGGUUAUAAUGAGUUCAUUGGACAAUAAUCAGCUUUUGAAAUGGUUAGAAGAUGUUGAAAAGUCGGUAGUCAAUAGGGAUGGUAAAAUUCUCACUCAUUUAUUUGCUGUAAAGAAUGUGCCUCAUUUAAGUAAGCCUUUCCUUAUUAAACUAACUUCCCAAAAAAUUCACCACUCUAUCGAAAAGUACUUUGCAAAUCGAAAAGUUCCGUUUGCAAAUUCCUUAAAAAUAGUAACAGAAAAUUUUUUGGAGAUAUGCCGUGAAUGUACCAAAAAUAGUUGUCAGUGGAAUAAUGUCAUCUCAAAUGGGACAAUGUUGCUCAAUGGAUGGAUUGAAAUAUACCGUGAUCCUGAUGCCCUGCCAUGUCAAUGGUUAGUUCCAGUAUUAAUAAAAGUUUGCUCCUUUUUAUCACGUGCUGGGAUUAUUGCAGAUUCACAGUUGAAUAUUGGAUACUUUGAAAAUGAUGACAACGAUGAAGACUAUCAAAAUAAGUACCAAAUUACUGUACUUAAUGCAAUACGCCAACAAAUAGGGAAAUUUAGAGGUGAUGAAGAUAGACAGGCAGGAUAUAUUGUGCUUAUGACGGAAAGUAUUAAAUGUUGUAUGCAACUUAGAAACAUGCAGAUGGCAUCAACUUUCCUAAAACACAUAGAAUUAUCUAACAUUGAUUCUAGCAAGGUGCUUAGAGGUCCUAUGGUAUUAUUUCGCUAUUUUUUAGGUAAAUUGUAUAUGCAACAAGAAAACUUCUUACUCUCUGAAGAACAGCUUGCAUGGGCAUUUGGACAUAGCAACUUUAAGAACGUGAGUUUCAAACGAAAUAUUUUGGAGUGUCUAAUUGCAGUAAGAUUGCGCCUUGGAUUGCUUCCAAGCUUAAAGUUAUUAAAGAAAUAUAAAAUGUACCAUUAUAUGGAAGUUAGAGAAGCUAUCCUACAGGGAAACGUAAAGAGAUUUGAGAAGACUCUUCACAACUUCUCUGCCAAUUUUAUACAUCAUGGGACAAUUUUAUGUGUUGAAAGGGUCAAAUUUAUAGUAUACCGUAAUUUAAUGAGGCGUAUACGAUCUUGGUCUGAUAAAAAUCUUCCUGGUGAUCCAAAUAAGAUAUCAUUUUCAGCAUUUGAGGCAGGCUUUAAAUGGCAAUCAGACGAAAUAUUUGAUCAGCAAGAGAUGGCAUGCAUAUGUGCAAAUUUGAUUAAACUUGGAUAUGUGAAAGGUUAUAUCUCGUGGGAACACCAAGUUAUUGUUUUCUCAGCAAAUGAUCCAUUUCCAUCAUUUAAAAAUAUCAAAGCAUUAUAA
This is a messenger RNA of Cryptosporidium muris RN66, 1293 nucleotides long. RefSeq lists its product as uncharacterized. The transcript has a single exon. Gene Ontology annotation, biological process: poly(A)+ mRNA export from nucleus; post-transcriptional tethering of RNA polymerase II gene DNA at nuclear periphery; transcription elongation by RNA polymerase II. The coding region runs from base 1 to 1293 and encodes 430 amino acids. Gene Ontology annotation, molecular function: double-stranded DNA binding; RNA binding. Gene Ontology annotation, cellular component: transcription export complex 2. Lineage: Eukaryota; Apicomplexa; Conoidasida; Eucoccidiorida; Cryptosporidiidae. The record is from RefSeq and is a predicted model, not a curated record.